ACAUCUUGCAGUUGCUUCCCAGUUUGCAUACACGACAGUAAGCCAUCCCAGAUAAACUCCAGCUAGGAGCUUGCUAGCUAGCUAUGGCUUCCAUGGCGAGCUUCUUGGCCACGAUCAUGGCGUGCGCGCUCCUCUCCAGCAACACGUGCCAUGGCGCACGCAACUUGGCCGACACUACUCCUCCGGCUGCCCCUACCGCUGCUCCUGUCCCUGGCAUCCCAGCGGUGCCGACCUUGCCGGCAGUUGUGCCCACAGUGCCGGCCAUGACCGUGCCACCUAUGCCCACCGUGCCCACGGUGCCGCAGAUGGCACUGCCGCCUAUGCCGGCUAUGCCUGUUCCCACGGUGCCGGCUGCGACCGUGCCACCUAUGCCGACCAUGCCCACAGUGCCGCAGGUGACACUGCCGCCUAUGCCAGUUGUUCCUUCCAUGCCCAAGAUGACGAUGCCCCCGAUGCCUGCCAUUGUCGUGCCAAAGUUGACCAUGCCGCCAAUGCCCGCAAUUGUUGUGCCGAAGGUGACAAUGCCGCAGAUACCUACCAUCCCGAGCAUCAAUGUGCCUAUGCCGUUUGUGGCGCCGCCUCCGUCUGCAUAGGCGCCUCUCAGCACACAUGAUAGUUCUUUUGCCAUGUCGAUACUUGGCGCACUUCAUGUCGCAACGGCUACAUCACUGUGGUGUUGCUACCACAGAGUAUUUGUUCUUUUCAAGUGUAUGUCUUACGUUGUAAGCCUUAGGUUUUUUAAUUAUGUAUACACGUCGACAUAUGUAUUGUUAGUUUCCAUUGAUGGUUGAGGUUGUCCCAUUGUAGGUAUGCAACAUUUCUACGUGUAUAUGUUACGUGUAUUUUAACUAUUGUACAUCAAAGUUAAUGACGAGGAAUGGUACAUUGUUUCUCUUC
Molecule: messenger RNA, 897 nt
Organism: Triticum aestivum (bread wheat)
Lineage: Eukaryota; Viridiplantae; Streptophyta; Magnoliopsida; Poales; Poaceae
Product: protein app1-like
Exons: 1
Coding region: 84-593 (169 amino acids)
Source: RefSeq, a predicted model, not a curated record